Messenger RNA from Pleurotus ostreatus (oyster mushroom), 3165 nucleotides. RefSeq lists its product as uncharacterized. The transcript is spliced from 11 exons. The record is from RefSeq and is a predicted model, not a curated record. Gene Ontology annotation, molecular function: ATP hydrolysis activity; ATP binding; P-type divalent copper transporter activity. Gene Ontology annotation, biological process: copper ion homeostasis; monoatomic cation transport. Gene Ontology annotation, cellular component: membrane. Bases 1 to 3165 code for a protein of 1054 amino acids. Lineage: Eukaryota; Fungi; Basidiomycota; Agaricomycetes; Agaricales; Pleurotaceae.
AUGUCCGCCAAUCCUCUGGGAGACUCUGUGACCACCGUCCUCGUCUCCAAUCUCCACUGCAGCAGCUGUGUGCACACCAUUGAGUCGGCCCUGCAUGCCUUGACGCCGCGCCCCCGUCAGGUGGAGGUCUCCAUCGUCUCGCAGGCUGUCACCGUCCACCACGAUAAGGACCUCUCCAGCGCACAAAUCGAGUGCGCCAUCGCCAAUGCUGGUUUCGACGUCGUUUCGGGCCCCUCCAAGCCCUCCGGACUAUUCUCGCGCGAGAAGCACCUCCACCAAUGUACCAUGUGUCGCGAAGAUGUCUCUUCGGCUCAGAGGAUGACCCCCGCGUCCGAUGAUACUCCAAAUGGGCCAUUCAACGUCGUUCUCUCCGUAGGCGGCAUGACGUGCUCGUCAUGCACCAACAGCAUCACGCAGAUGAUGUCGCAGAUGCCCGGUGUGACCGACAUCUCAGUCAGCUUAAUCGAAAAGUCGGCCAAGGCUGUCGUCGACCGCCGAGAGCUAGCGCAGGAGAUUGCAGACACCAUAGAUGACUGUGGUUUCGAAGCCCAAGUGGUCUCAGUGCACCCUGUUCGCCUCCAAGAAGAAGACGAGAAGGGUACUCGGACGGUCACCCUCAAGGUCGACGGAAUGUUCUGCAAAAAUUGCCCACCUAAAGUCUCUGCGGCCCUCGAGCGUUUCGGGUCGCGAGUCGAGAUUUUGAAGCCGCUUAAUGACCAUACGGACCCCAUCAUCACCAUAAGAUACACGCCCGACGUGCCAGACUUUACCAUCCGGCACAUCAUUGCUGCUCUAGCGUCCGCCAAGUCACCUCCCUUCAAUGUAUACAUCCACCAUCCCCCUUCCCUCGAACAGCUCUCCCGAGCCUUACAACGGCAGGAACAGCGUCGUCUCCUUUUCCGUCUCGUCCUUUCCAUCGUCAUUGCCAUCCCUACAUUCAUCAUCGGAAUCGUGUAUAUGACGCUCGUGAAGGAUGGAGACGCCACGAAGGAAUAUCUCAUGCAACCAAUAUGGUCUGGGAAUGCCUCUCGAAUCGAAUGGUCGUUAUUCUUCCUCGCGACACCUGUAAUGUUCUAUUGCGCAAACCUCUUUCACACGCGAAGCAUCAAGGAAAUACGCGCGCUCUGGAGAAGGGGAAGUAAAGUGCCCAUCUGGAAGCGCUUCGUUCGUUUCGGAAGCAUGAACUUGCUCGUAUCGGCGGCUGUGACUGUCGCGUACUUCUCUUCUGUCGGUCUGCUCGCUACAGCAGCAAGACAAUCACCUACCCAUUCCAACAUGGGAGAGACAACCACCUAUUUCGAUGCCGUCGUCUUCCUUACGAUGUUCCUGCUUGCUGGCCGGAUUAUUGAAGCUUAUAGCAAGGCACGCACCGCAGAUGCAGUAUCGGCACUCGGAUCUCUCCGCCCGUCCGAAGCCUACCUCCUGAAUCGAAGAAGCGACACCAAAGAACGGUUCUCGAUCGACGACGAUGGCUUCGGCGUCGAGAAAAUCUCUGCGGAGCUGCUUGACAUCGGAGACGUUGUGAGGGUGCCGCAUGGUGCUACUCCCCCGGCGGACGGUGUUUUGGUCAUGCUACCCACAAGGAGUGAGGGAGCGUUCGACGAGAGCUCGUUGACAGGCGAGGCGAAGUUGAUCAAGAAACAGGCGGGGGACCGUGUCUUCCUUGGAACGAUCAACAAGGGGAACAUGGUGCAUGUGCGCAUCGAUUCUAUCGGUGGAGAGACGAUGUUGGACCGCAUCGUGAACGUCGUUCGCGAAGGCCAGACGAAACGUGCGCCCAUCGAGCGCAUCGCGGACAUGGUCACAGGAUACUUCGUCCCCGUCAUCACAUUGAUAGCCAUCCUCACCUGGAUUAUAUGGCUAUCCUUGGGAUUAACGGGAUCACUGCCAGAGGACUACCUCGAUAUCCAAACCGGAGGUUGGCCUGUCUGGUCUUUGGGAUUCGCCAUCGCCGUCUUCGUUGUCGCGUGUCCGUGUGGGAUUGGGCUUGCUGCGCCGACUGCCUUGUUGGUCGGUUCCGGCCUCGCGGCAAAGUUCGGUAUCCUCGCGCGCGGUGGUGGCGAAGCAUUCCAAGAAAUGGCCCAAGUGGAUCUCGUGGUUUUCGAUAAGACGGGGACGCUCACACAGGGUGGCGAGCCCAAGGUUUCUGAUGCACAUAUCCUUCCUGCAGCUGAAACGCGGUGGAGCCGCGAGACGAUCCUGGGCUUUGCAUCAGAGCUUGAGUUCGCCAGCUCCCACCCCCUCGCCCUCGCCAUUCGCGCGUACUGCAAAGCCGCCAAAGCGCGCACCAUGACUGGAGAAGACUUCGACGAAGUCAGUGGUCGCGGGAUGAAAGCGCACUUUCCGUCGAUGAAAUGCACUGCCAUCAUAGGCAACGAAGCAUGGAUGGAGGCACAUGAGGCAGCGAUUGACGUCGGAGUUUCGCAGCAGCUUGGUGCAUGGAGGUCGGAAGCGAAAAGUGUCGUAUUGAUGGCCUUGCGAGAGGAAGGAACGUCGGAAGCCGGCUUCCAUCUUGCUGCCAUUUUCGCAGUCGCAGAUCCACUCAGAGAAGAAGCGCCGCAGGUCAUAUCAUGGCUUCGUACCCAGGGUAUACAAACAUGGAUCAUUUCGGGAGAUAACGCCACGACAGCGACGGCGGUGGCGCAUGCAGCAGGCAUCCCCACUGGCAAUGUCAUCGCUGGUGUUCUGCCCCACGAGAAAGCGGAAAAGGUUCAGUGGCUUCAAUUGCACGCCAGCAAACGACAGCCAUCAACCUUGCGAAGAUUCUACGCGAAGCCGCGUUUGAAUCAACGUUGCAUCGUGGCAAUGGUCGGUGAUGGAAUUAAUGAUGCACCGGCACUGACUGCUGCGGAUAUUGGUAUCGCCAUUGGUUCGGGAAGCGAUGUCGCCAUAUCCAGCGCGUCCUUCAUCCUGCUAUCCUCCAACCUGCGUAGCUUGAUCACGCUAUACGACCUUUCACGCAACGUCUUCAACCGCGUUCUCUUCAAUUUCUUCUGGGCCGUCAUCUACAACGUUGCAGCAAUUCCAAUUGCCGCAGGCGUUGUCUAUCCUGCAGGGCACACACGCCUCGAUCCUGUAUGGGCGUCAUUAGCCAUGGCGUUGUCUUCCGUAUCAGUCGUGUGCAGCUCACUCUUACUCAAACUAUACAAGGAACCCAAGAUUUAG